This is a messenger RNA of Scleropages formosus (Asian bonytongue), 1111 nucleotides long. It is a transcript of the gene trappc6b, whose product is annotated as trafficking protein particle complex subunit 6B. Gene Ontology annotation, biological process: regulation of GTPase activity; endoplasmic reticulum to Golgi vesicle-mediated transport. Lineage: Eukaryota; Metazoa; Chordata; Actinopteri; Osteoglossiformes; Osteoglossidae. The coding region runs from base 375 to 851 and encodes 158 amino acids. Gene Ontology annotation, cellular component: cis-Golgi network; trans-Golgi network; TRAPP complex. The record is from RefSeq and is a predicted model, not a curated record. The transcript is spliced from 6 exons.
UGUUGAGAACGUACUGAUGCAUGAACGUGAAACUCGCUUAACGUUGCUGGCAUUUCUUUGUGUUUGGCAGACAUUUAAGUGGGGGUGCGCAUUGACGCAAUAACUCUGAAAAACACUUUUUUUUUUUCUUUCGUAAACUUUUUAAUCGUGUAUUCUAAUCUCGGUGCUCGUGGCACUCAGUCUGUCAGUCCUUCCGCUGCAGCAACCGCAACGGUGGCGGGACGGACGGUACUAGAGGCGAGGCAGAAACUGUAACACACUGUAAGUGUAACACACAGUCACUGUGAGUGACAGUUAGCUUAUCGGAUAUAAUUAAUUCUGUGCAGGUUUAUGGUUCUUUCUGAGAGCGGCCCACAGGGAGCUUCUCUUGGAGUAUGGCGGAUGAAGCUCUCUUCCAGUUUCUCCACAAUGAGCUCAUUCAGUACGUGUACAAGUCGUCCGAGCAGGGCGAAAUGGAAAAUGCCCGAUGCAUCACCAAGCUGGAGAACAUGGGUUUCCGAGUAGGUCAGGGCUUGAUUGAAAGGUUCACAAAGGACACUGCACGAUUCAAGGAUGAGCUGGAUGUUAUGAAGUUCAUAUGCAAAGAUUUCUGGACCAGCGUUUUCAAAAAGCAAAUUGAUAAUCUGAGAACAAACCACCAGGGCAUUUAUGUGCUGCAGGACAAUAAAUUCCGACUGCUGAGCCAGCUGUCUGCAGGGAAACAGUACCUGGAACACGCUCCAAAGUAUUUGGCGUUCACCUGUGGACUAGUCAGAGGAGGACUGGCCAAUCUGGGAGUGAAGAGCAUCGUCACGGCAGAAGUCUCCGUUAUGCCUGCUUGUAAAUUUCAAGUCAUGAUACAGAAGGUGUAGCUAUCAGAAGAAAUCACUGGACCCCAUUGUGACACCCCUGCACGCACUUGAAACUCAGACAACCAUAUGUUUUGUUGCCUUUUAAAUGUUUAAAGUGUUCUUGUGUGCAGGCAGUGCUGUGGCAUAGUUAUUAUUUUUCCAUUGCCAUUGAAAUAAUAGUGUUUUAAUGUGUAUGAUAUCUGCCUUUAACCAUCUAAGUAUGCAAACAAGAUCAUUGAUUUGCAGUCAUCUUAAAUUAAAGGACAGGCACUGUUGACAUA